Molecule: messenger RNA, 1741 nt
Organism: Paramuricea clavata
Lineage: Eukaryota; Metazoa; Cnidaria; Anthozoa; Malacalcyonacea; Plexauridae
Source: the annotation of a GenBank genome assembly
GAAGUCAACAUCGUGCUGUCAACUGUAAAAGCAAACUCGGAUGUCAGAGAUGUAACAAGAAACACCAUAUGUCAAUCUGUGAGCAAUCACAACAACUUUUAGUGGCUGGAGGUCAUAUGAACAUGCGCGUUACGCACCCAGUGGUUAUAGUCGAAGUUGAAGGUGUUAAGUGCAGAACCCUGCUCAACACCGGGGCAGGCAGUUCCUACGCGUCGGCAGCACUUUUGGAUCGCAUUCCAAAGCGGCCGUCCAAGAGAGAAAUACGAAAAAUUGAUAUGAUGCUCGGCGUGACUACGAGGGAAGUCAAAUUGUCAACCAUUGAAAUCAAGGGAACAUCGGGUAAAUUUUCUAUGAAAGUCGAAGUCACUAAGGUGAACAAAGGAGAACUUGUGUUCAUAGACAAUCCGAGAUAUCAGAACAUGAUAGAGCAAAACCCACACUUGAAAGGAGUCAUCAUGGAAGACAUUGAUCAGAAAGAGCGACUUCCGGUGCACAUCAUUCUCGGAGCAAGUGACUAUGCAAUGUUGAAAACUGAUCAGCCACCCAGAGUUGGUAAAUCGGGGCAACCGGUAGCUGAGUUGACACAGUUUGGAUGGACCAUCAUGUCCCCUGGAAAAGAAUCCUGCGACGUGACCAAUAUGCUUUUGACUCAGACAUUCCAGGCUGAUUACGAAGAACUGUGUCGCCUGGAUGUCUUGGGUUUGAAAGAUACACCCACCAACGACCAGCACAGUGUAUUUGACGAGUUCAAAGAACAACUUACCCGGGACCCAGCUGGUUGGUACGAAACAGGGCUACCGUGGCGCGGCAACCAUCCUGUAUUACCCAACAACGAAGCUAAUAGUUUGCGAUGAUUAGCAAGUUUAACGAACAGACUCGAGCGGCAAGGUUUGACAACCAAAUACGGGGAGAUAAUGGAGGAACAAAAGGCAGAGGGGAUAAUUGAGAAAGCUGAACUGCGGAGCGUAGGAAGAGAAUUCUACAUCCCUCACAAAGCAGUUAUUCGACCUGAUGCAGAAUCCACAAAAAUGACGCUUCUGCAAAAGCACAUGACGGUGUUCCGUCGCUGAAUGAGUGUCUACAUCCGGGACCUCCACUGCAAAAUAGAAUGUGGGAUGUGUUAGUUAGAGGACGGUUUCAUCCAGUAGCUCUGACGGGUGACUUGCAAAAGGCCUUUUUGCAAGUACGUAUUCGCGAAAACGACCGAGACGCACUUCGAUUUCACUGGCGGAAAGAUCAGCAAUCAGAACUAGAGACCUUGAGAUUUACCAGGGCACUUUUCAGGCUUGUAUCAUCUCCUUUCUUGUUGGGGGGAGUCAUUGAUGCUCACCUGAGUAACUGGGAAGAAAGAGAACCGGAAGUAGUAGCAAAACUGCGUGAAGAGUUGUACGUGGACGAUUUGAUAACGGGGUCAACAUCAGUAUCGAACAGGAAGAAGUUAAAGAGAAAGCAACAACUAUUUUCGAGGAUGCGGGGUUUAUGCUUCACAAAUGGCACUCGAAUGAGCGUGAAUUAGAGACUACACAGUCACAAGACGGUAAUCCUACCUAUGCAAAACAGCAGUUAGGGACCCCAGAAGGGGGAGAUAGCAGCUUGCUCGGACUUGUGUGGAAUAAAGAACAAGAUACAGUCGCUGUUACAAUGCCCACUGAAAAGACGGUGUUUACCAAACGGGGCGUCUUGGCAAAGCUCGCCAAGAUAUAUGACCCUUUGGGCUUCGUAUCUCCUUUAACGCUUACGG